GCUUGUACCACACCACCAGCCAGCCAGCCAGCUAAUGCACUGCCGAGCCCACACGGUGUCCGCCAUGCCACCGUCCUCCCCUCUCGUCAAGCUCCCCCUCCUGCCGCGCGGCCUCCUUUCCUACCUCCCCGCCUCCAUCCUUCCGAGUAGUGGCCGCGAGAGCACCAUCACGCCCACCACCAGCUCACCCUCGACGCCGCCGCAGCCCGCGCCGCCGUCUCCCAAGAAGAUGUCGUCCUCGCCGGGACAGCAGCAGCAGGCGGGGAGCGGGGGCGGCAAGGCCGACUCGGCGGAGCUGGCGCGCGUGUUCGAGCUGUUCGACAAGAACGGCGACGGGCGCAUCACGCGGGAGGAGCUGGAGGAGUCGCUGGGCAAGCUGGGGAUGUCCGUGCCGGGCGACGAGCUCGCGUCCAUGAUCGCGCGCAUCGACGCCAACGGCGACGGGUGCGUGGACGUGGAGGAGUUCGGCGAGCUCUACCGCGCCAUCAUGGCCGGCGACGGUGGCAGGGCCGGCGGUGAGGGCGCCGGCGCCGGGGAGGAGGGAGCCGGCGGCGAGGAUGCGGACGAGGACAUGCGGGAGGCGUUCCGCGUGUUCGACGCCAACGGCGACGGGUACAUCACGGUGGACGAGCUCGGCGCGGUGCUGUCGUCGCUGGGGCUGAAGCAGGGCCGCACCGCGGAGGAGUGCCGGCGCAUGAUCGGCCGCGUCGACCGCGACGGCGACGGCAGGGUCGACUUCCACGAGUUCCGCCAGAUGAUGCGCGCCGGCGGGCUCGCCACGCUCGGGUGACCGCCCCCGGCCGGCGCCACCUGCAUCUGGCUAUGGAGCGCUGUUCACUGCAUCUAUGCUUGAUCCGUACUAGAACUUGUAGAUAUUGCUUGUUGGCUUGAGGGGAGCUCACGUAACCACGCCUGAUCUUUCUUUUGGUCCUAUCUUCUUUUGUUGAUUUGUUCGUUAUUAGAGAUUGAAUGGGCUUGAUAAUUAACUAUUGUAUUGGUUGUCGCACGAUCUUAAGAAUUGCUCAAGGGAGAAAGGCUUCUCCUGUUUUAUUCA
This is a messenger RNA of Setaria italica (foxtail millet), 1054 nucleotides long. RefSeq names its product probable calcium-binding protein CML17. The transcript has a single exon. The record is from RefSeq and is a predicted model, not a curated record. Gene Ontology annotation, molecular function: calcium ion binding. NCBI's taxonomy places the organism in Eukaryota, Viridiplantae, Streptophyta, Magnoliopsida, Poales, Poaceae. Bases 35 to 790 code for a protein of 251 amino acids.